Hibiscus syriacus is the source of this 630-nucleotide messenger RNA. RefSeq names its product putative disease resistance RPP13-like protein 1. Gene Ontology annotation, molecular function: ADP binding. The transcript has 2 exons. The record is from RefSeq and is a predicted model, not a curated record. Bases 1 to 630 code for a protein of 209 amino acids. Gene Ontology annotation, biological process: defense response to other organism. NCBI's taxonomy places the organism in Eukaryota, Viridiplantae, Streptophyta, Magnoliopsida, Malvales, Malvaceae.
AUGGCAACUGCUCUAAAGAUGACCAAAAGGGUUGAGAAUAUUAGCCAAUCCAUUAAGGUUGUUAACCUUCAGGCCACUGAGUUAGGACUCCAACAACGAGUUCAAGUUUCGACUCUAGUGUCUAUUGGAGUAGGAGGCACCCACUCCCUUGUUGAUUCAUCACGUGUUGUGGGAAGGGAAGCUGAUGUCCGAAGAGUAGUUGAUCUCUUGAUUGGCUCAACCCCUCACCAAAGUUUGUUAAUAGUCCAUAGUAGGCAUGGCUGGAUUUUAGUGGAGAUUUUAGAAUCUCUAACUAGAAAACCUUGCGAGAUCAAGAACGUGGAUGUUGUACUUCGAGGAAUACAAAAGGAGUUGAAAAAGAAGAGCUUCCUUCUUGUCCUCGAUGAUGUGUGGGAUGAGGACAUUAAAAAUUGGGAGGACUUAAGGGGCAGUCUGCAGGGAAUAAAUGAAAGUAAACAAAGUUGGAUUCUUGUCACAAAUCGUAGUGAAAACGUGGCAUUAGUAAGGGAAACACCAACUGAUCACAGGCAUCGUCUUAAGGCAGUGAUGGAUGAAGAGUGUUGGUCCAUUUUCAAAGAAAGGACAUUUGGAAACUCUCCCCUAUCGCCAGAACUGGAAGCUGUUGGAUGA